This is a messenger RNA of Ophidiomyces ophidiicola, 339 nucleotides long. RefSeq names its product 60S acidic ribosomal protein P2 (gene RPP2B). Gene Ontology annotation, cellular component: ribosome; cytosolic large ribosomal subunit. The transcript has 2 exons. Gene Ontology annotation, molecular function: structural constituent of ribosome. The record is from RefSeq and is a predicted model, not a curated record. Bases 1 to 339 code for a protein of 112 amino acids. NCBI's taxonomy places the organism in Eukaryota, Fungi, Ascomycota, Eurotiomycetes, Onygenales, Onygenaceae. Gene Ontology annotation, biological process: translation; cytoplasmic translational elongation.
AUGAAGCACCUCGCAGCUUAUCUUCUCCUCGGCCUCGGUGGCAACACCUCCCCCUCUGCUAGCGAUGUUAAGGACGUUCUUUCUUCUGUUGGUAUCGACGCUGAUGAAGAGCGCUUGGACAAGUUGAUCUCUGAGCUUGAGGGCAAGGACCUUCAGGAGUUGAUCACCGAGGGUACGACUAAGCUCGCUUCCGUGCCGUCCGGUGGCGCUGGCGGCGCUGCUCCUGCUGCUGCUGCCGGUGGUGCUGGUGGUGACGCUGGCGCUGCUCCAAAGGAGGAAGAGAAGAAGGAAGAGGAAGAAGAGUCCGAUGAAGACAUGGGCUUCGGUCUCUUUGACUAG